Mucor mucedo is the source of this 450-nucleotide messenger RNA. RefSeq names its product CybS-domain-containing protein. Gene Ontology annotation, biological process: tricarboxylic acid cycle; mitochondrial electron transport, succinate to ubiquinone. Bases 1 to 450 code for a protein of 149 amino acids. Gene Ontology annotation, cellular component: mitochondrial envelope; membrane. The transcript has 4 exons. Gene Ontology annotation, molecular function: heme binding; ubiquinone binding. Lineage: Eukaryota; Fungi; Mucoromycota; Mucoromycetes; Mucorales; Mucoraceae. The record is from RefSeq and is a predicted model, not a curated record.
AUGGCUCUCCGUCUUGCUGCUACUCCUGCUCUUCGCACCACUGCUCGUCUCAUGAUGCGUCAACAGCCCAUGGGUCUUGUUAAAAUUCAUUCUUCUGUUUCUCAGUCGAAUGCAGUUGCCACCCACAAGCCUGACCGUCUCCAUGGUUCUUACCAUUGGGAUAUCGAGCGUGCUGCUUCUCUUGCUUUAGUUCCUAUCAUCACUUCACAACUUGCUUUCGGUGCCUCACCUAUCACCGAUACCCUUUUGGGUGUUGUCCUCCCUCUUCAUCUUCACAUCGGUUUUGAUGCUUGUAUCACUGAUUAUUUCAAUCCUCGCAACGGUGUUAUUGUUAACAAGGUGAUGACCGGAGCUUUAUGGGCCGCCACCACUGGUGUUCUUGUUGGUUGUUACCAAUUCAACACCAAUGAUAUUGGAAUCACUGAAUUCAUCAGCAAGCUUUGGGUCUAA